AUGGCGAAUUCUCCAACCAAAGCCAGCACAACAAUCCCCUACCUCUACCGUUUCCUCCUCCUGAACGUAGAAUCCGUCUUCGCUUUUGGCGGCGUCAUAAUGGCCCUGACGCUUCCAGGCGCCUAUCUCUCCAGUCUAACCCGGGAAGCCAUCACCACUGUGGACAGCUCGACUGAAUUCGUCUACACCCAAUUAGCUGGAGGCUGGUUACAUAUAGCAUUCUGCGAAUUUUUCAUCCUAAGACUGGUCGACGAUUUGCGUGUUUGGAAGCUCAUGUGUAUGGGAAUCCUUCUUUCGGAUGCGCUUUACUCCCAUUCUCUGGCGCAAGCUCUCGGUGGAUGGUCUAACUGGGCUGUGUUGGCGGAGUGGACUGGUCAGGACUGGCUUGUAGCUGCUACCACCUUUCCGUUUAUUCUCACAAGAAUUGCGAUUGUCUUGGGAAUUGGCUUGAAGCAGGAGAAGGUUCAUGGUGCGUGA
This is a messenger RNA of Ramularia collo-cygni, 477 nucleotides long. RefSeq lists its product as uncharacterized. Bases 1 to 477 code for a protein of 158 amino acids. The record is from RefSeq and is a predicted model, not a curated record. NCBI's taxonomy places the organism in Eukaryota, Fungi, Ascomycota, Dothideomycetes, Mycosphaerellales, Mycosphaerellaceae. The transcript has a single exon.